Messenger RNA from Dendrobium catenatum, 2082 nucleotides. RefSeq lists its product as uncharacterized. Bases 1 to 2082 code for a protein of 693 amino acids. Lineage: Eukaryota; Viridiplantae; Streptophyta; Magnoliopsida; Asparagales; Orchidaceae. The transcript has a single exon. The record is from RefSeq and is a predicted model, not a curated record.
AUGGACUUCCCAGUGAAAUACAAGCAACUAUGGAGUGAUUGGGGUAUUCGUGUCCUGAUGUUACUUAGUCUAUCUAUUCAAAUAAUUCUCAUCUUCCUCGGUCGCUGGAGAAAAACUUCAACUUCGAAAUGGAUACAAAUGUUAGUCUGGAGCAGCUACUUACUCGCUGAUUGGGUCGCCGACUUCGUGCUCGGCCAACUAAGCAAUGCCAUGGAUGAUUCUUCCUCCUCUAAUGCUAUUAUUGCUUUGUGGGCUCCAUUCCUCAUCCUCCACCUUGGUGGCCCCGACACCAUCACUGCCUACUCCAUGGAAGACAAUGCCCUAUGGCCUCGCCAUCUUGUUGGCCUUAUUUAUGAGCUCAUCAUCGCCUUCUAUGUACUUGUUCGCUCCAUGCCCAACACUCGCUUACUCGCCCCCACCAUCUUGAUAUUUUUUGUUGCUAUCAUCAAAUAUGCUGAGCGCACUUAUUCUCUUUAUAAAGCUAGCACCGAAGGUUUUCGUAGCUCCAUCACAUCCUCUGCUAGAAAAAAAUCAAUAAGCAUUUCUUUUACCACUUCAGACGUAGAUGAUUUGAAUGUCUUGAAUGGAUCUUUUGGGAUAUACCUAGUCUCCAAGCCUUCGUUUAUAGAUUCUUAUCCAUACAGUAUCAUUUAUGAUGUAUAUAGGAACGAUUUCAUGGAAUCGCUAGGCAACAACACUUUGAAAGUGAUGGGUGUGAUACUUAGUUAUGCUUAUGAUGAUCUUUAUACUAAAGCCGCUGUAAAUCACUCUAGAGUUGGGUACAUCCUCCGAGCGCUUUGCUCAAUUUGCAUUAUGAUGGCUUUCUCGCUCUUUGUCUUGGCACCAAAGGAUGAUUAUGAUAAACUUGAUGUGGCCGUCACUUAUGUCCUACUUGUGGCCUCUAUAUUCCUUGAUGCUAUGGCUACUAUUAUGCUCUUGUUCUCAGAUUGGAUGAUGGUUACUCUUCUUAAUGUCAAGAAAUUACGUAAAUUUAGCAAGUUGCUUGCUAAGCACAUUUUUAGAAUUAAAAGGGUGUGCCUGAAGAGAAAGUAUUGGUUGAGAGAGAUGCCACAAUUGAAUCUAAUUAAUAAUUGUCUUAAGAAUUCUACACUGAAUAAAGGUCCUCGACGAAGCAUGAUGGAUUGGAUUAAAGAAAAGCUGAGCUCAGUGCUGGGGACAAAGUCGUACUUAAGUGGUUACUUGGACUAUAAGGGUUUCACCUUCUACACAUCGCAGCCGAUACAGGCAACCGAAGAGCUUCAAGACAUUUUAACUACAUAUGCACAUAGACGGAUUCCAAUAUGUUUGAAUGAAUCUAGUAAACCUAUAUUCCUAGAAGAUAUUCAAGAAGUUACUACUGCCCUUAAUUGGGUUGAUCCGUCAUUUUUUGAGCAUAUAAGUGAAUUGCCAUUUGAUCAACAAGUUCUAGUAUGGCACAUCUCCACUGAGCUUUGCUUCCACUGGAAGUCAGAGCAUCUACAUCCCUUGUAUCCUCAUCAAAUAACAAUUGAAGCAGAGGACAAAAAACUAAGAUGUUCAAAGAUGGAAGUUUGCAAGUGCUUAUCAAACUACAUGAUGUACAUGGUGCUAAGGCGACCAGAGAUGAUGUCAACAAUGGGAGGCAAGAGCCCACUUAUAUUCAGGUUGACAUGUGAAGCUAUGGUUCAAUUCAUUUGUAGACUUGUUGAUAACAAUCGCUUAUCGCUUCCAAAUGCAAAAGUUGAGGAGGUAUGUAGGGAGAUGUUGACUACUCCGAUAGGGUCAAUACAAGCUCAAUCUUUAUUUGAUUUAGCAGUAGUGCUUGCUCAUCUUAUGCUUCUAAUUAAGGAUGAAGUAAGAUGGCAUGUUUUCACCACGGUGUGGACAGAUCUUCUAAUACAAGGGGCUAAAAAUACCAAAGCAAUCACCCAUGUGAAGCAACUAAGCAGGGGAGGUGAGCUCUUAACUUUUAUCUGGCUUCUCACUAAACAUGCUAUGACAGCUAAGUUUUUGUAUUUUACACGUUCUAAGAUAGACAAUUUGAUUGAUAUGGCCAAGGAGCUCUUGUCUAAGAUUAAAGAUCAGUUGCAAAGCCAACAUUGA